UAGAGACUGGCUAUAAAAGAGUCAACUCCCAGUCACAACUCACCAGACCCACCAACUAAACAACCGUGUUGUAGCUACAUCAGCUGAUAUUUCAAGAUGUUCAAGGAAAUCUUCCUGCUCUCUGUUAUUGCCUGUGCCGUCCUGGCAACAGAAAACUACUGGUGCCCUAAGUCAGGCGACGCAUUCCAAUGUUUCGAGUCAGCUAAACAAGCCAGAUUUUGUUUGUCUAAUGGCCAGGAGACAAAAACUAUUUGCGGCAAAUGCAGGAAGAAGUUCGAAUUUUGCAGAAACGGCAUGAAAUCCUCCACCAGACCAGAUGUUGACUGUGGCCCAAGUUGGCAGAGUACACCAUGUACAGAUGACAUCUCCGAGGUUCCAACCGUUUUCUAAAAAAUGCAGGUUUUCAUAUAAAAUCAGAGAUCUCUACUUGUGAGCUUCCUUCAGAAAUAUCUCAAGCAGAAUUUGAAGACUUGCUCAGCCUUUGUUAAGUGUAUUAAUCAAUGUAUUUAUUUAUGUUAAUUGCCAUCUGAUGACUUAUGAUAAUAAACAAUACAAAAA
Messenger RNA from Physella acuta, 558 nucleotides. Its product is annotated as schistosomin. The record is from RefSeq and is a predicted model, not a curated record. NCBI's taxonomy places the organism in Eukaryota, Metazoa, Mollusca, Gastropoda, Physidae.